Messenger RNA from Aphis gossypii (cotton aphid), 1790 nucleotides. RefSeq lists its product as uncharacterized. NCBI's taxonomy places the organism in Eukaryota, Metazoa, Arthropoda, Insecta, Hemiptera, Aphididae. Gene Ontology annotation, biological process: snRNA transcription by RNA polymerase III; snRNA transcription by RNA polymerase II. Gene Ontology annotation, cellular component: snRNA-activating protein complex. The transcript has 5 exons. The coding region runs from base 238 to 1509 and encodes 423 amino acids. The record is from RefSeq and is a predicted model, not a curated record. Gene Ontology annotation, molecular function: sequence-specific DNA binding.
UCACUGUAGUUAAAACUUAAAAUCGUUAUUAAAACAUUUUAACUGUUCUCUCAUAGUCUCAUCAGUCAUAACGUAACUAAACAUAUUAUGCCUAAAUUUAAAAACUAUAUUAAGAUUACUUAAUUUUGUAUUUACUUACCUGGAACAGUUAAAACUCCUAAAAAGUCGAAACCUGAUCUAUCUCCGAACACUCUUGGUUCGUCAGUCAUCAGAAUUGCAAUUAAGUAAUUAUAAAAAAUGUCAGAAUUUGAGUAUUCCAGUUCAAGUAAUGAAGAUGAGAGUGAUGGAGAAGAAUUCGUUUUCCCAAUUUCAUCCAAUACACAGAAGAAAACUACCUUAAACAAUAUCAAAGUUACAAAAGAAUUGCGUUCCCACUAUUCAAAUUUAUUCAUUGAUUCUUUUAGCUUAAUUGAUUUAUUCAUCAAAAGUAAAACAUUAACGUACAGCUCGUUUUUAGAAAGUUUUAGUUCUACAAAAUUUCAUGAAGUCUAUGCUAAGCCAAAUAGAGAAGGGAAGCACACAUAUGUAUCCCCGCAUCAUUACAUUACAACUUCACAGGAUUGUCUUGCAGUGGCCAGCAAGUUUUUGAGAUCUAAAUCAAAAGAAGCACGAAUAGGUGCCGUUUAUUUGUUGUACACCAUCCAUAGAACUCAACCAUUUAAACAGUAUCUUAUCAAUAUAAAAAUGACACCCAAAGAUUAUUUUAAUACCAAAGAGUUGGUCAACAGUUAUCUUAAUGAAGGUCUACCAGACCCAUCCUACUGUUUUUACCAACUGGAUAUUAAAAGAAAAAUAACAAUUACAGCUACUGCUAUCAACCCUUGCUUAGAAGCCAACUAUCCAAGAGUUGAAGUCCGCAAAUUUAUGGGUCGUGUUGCUGACAAGUGUUUUAAAACUCAAUACGAGGAGCGUAAAAAUUUAGAUAUAUUCAAUAAACUAGAACUGAUGGAGUAUCAGAUGCGUCAAGAAUUAGCAUAUAUAAACAAAUUGAGUAAUUUGUCUUUGGGCCGUGAUGCUGUUCCAGAUUAUAAGCCAGAACUUUCUAGAGUGAUAGUAGAAAUAAACAGUGCUAGAACUGUUACUACGGUCAAACAACAAAUUGAUGACAUUGAUUGUCCGAAAAAACCCCGUUAUAAGAAUACUAAUAUCAGAGCAUUCCCAGGUAGAAAUGAAGAGAUUUUAAAAGAUAUGGUAGAACUUUCAGAACCGCCAAUCAUUGACAAAAAUGUCAAUAACUGUCAUCCAAAAAAGAAAUUAAAGUUGUCUAGAAGGAAAAUAAAAAAUCAUCAUACUAUAAAAAAAGAAGAACCACAGGAUACUCCAUCGCCAUUGCCGAAAUUAAGCACUAUGCUAGAUUCAGAUUCGUCUUGCACCAGUAUGAAUAGUGACGAAGAUGAUUAUUAUGGAAACACGUAUGGUGAUAUGAUCUGGAGUAUUCUCGAAGGAAAAGAAGUUAAUGAAAUUGUUGAUCAUCCAACUACCAACCAAGGAGAAGACAUGUUAUUGUAAAUUCGUUAUUUAUUUCAAAUGAUGAUUUAAUUCUAUAUUCAAACUAUUUGUUAAUUAUGUAUUAUUUUUAAACAUGUAAAGAUGGUUGUUAGUGGAUUAAAAUAACACCGUGAUAUUGUAUUAAGCAUUAUAAUACAAUGUAUAAUAAUAUAUUGGCUAUUAUUUGUCAGUUCCAUUUAAAGUUAUGUCACUAUAUAGUGACAUAUAAGUUAUGUCAACCCAUUUAUUUAUACUUUUUGUGAAUGAAAGUAUUUUAUAAUAUACUAAAUAUUUAUUGUUUA